AUUCCGUCCGCGUGUCCAUAAGAAGGCGUCUCUUCCCGGCGUUUAACAACCCUCACAACUCUGACCUUCUCUCUAGUCUCUACACACCCGGUUCCAGCACGACGGAACUUUCCCUUUUCACUUCAAGCUUUACUGUGUAUAAUUAACGAUGCCGCGUUGCUGGCCUUUUCGGACUGUGACCCGCUCCAAGCAGGGAGCGGGGGGUUCCACAAAGUCGGGGAAGCUUAGCUCGACCUCCGGCUCCACAAUCAGCGCCGAGGCUGACAGCAACACGAAGAAGGAAGAGAAAAAGGACGAGAAGAAGGACGGAGAGAAUAAGGAAGAGAAGAAGGCUGAAGACAAGUCUGACGACAAGAAAGUCGAGAAGGAAGGCGACGAGUCCAAAGACGAGUCUAAGGAUGAGAACGACGACGAGAAAGAAAAGGAAAAGCCCAAGGUGCCGGUCGGGUCGGUGAGCGAGAUCAAGAACAUCUACAAGGGAGCCUCGGACGACGACGGGAAUUGGACAUGGGUCGACAAGUAUCCCGAUGAUGUUGAGGAGGCGGCGGAGAACGAGGAGACGGCGACGUACGCGGUCGUGGUGCGCAACCAGAAGAGCAAUGACAGCCGCAAGAAGCUCGAGGCUCACUCCAUCGUGGUGCAAAGCCCUCAGAUCAGGGCAGCGCUGGCCGAGAUCAUGGCAGACUACCCGGGAGUCGCUUGCGAGCUGACCAGGCUUGAGUUUGAGGCGCCCUUCCAGCCGUUUGUGCACCGAUGGGCCGAGUUCACCAAGUAUCUCGAGAAGCCGGACCUCGACGAGAAGACCAAGGAGCACAUGAAGCUGUUGUACGACAUCCUCAACUAUGAGAUCGGCGACAACAUCAGGACGUUCCAGGACUACGUCAAGAACGGCGUCGUCAGCUUCAAGGACCUGUGGAUGAUCUUCCAGCCGGGCAAUGUUGUCAUUUCGGCGCAUGGCGGCCCCCUUAGUGCCUUCGAGAUGGUCGAGACCGAGUACAUGGCCAACCAAUGCGGCAAGUUCCUCCAGGUCCGCUGCGACUGCGUGGACUACGGCGGCAAGGACUUCGGCCGGUACCAGGAAGCCAUCAACAUACCCGAGUUCCUCGGCACCAAGAAGAUUACGGGUCUGAAGGUGUAUCCGCUGCACUUCCACGAGGAGCGGGAAGCCGUCGCCGCCAAGCUGAUCAAGCGGGGCGAGAUGUUCCAGGCGUUGGCAGGCCACCACUAUAAGCAGUACUCGGGCAAGGCCAUCACGUGGAACCGCGAGGGCCAGGAGGUGGAGUGCCAGAUCUCGGGCCGUAUCGUGGUCGACAUCGACAGCUUCAACCGCUUCAGCCCAUGGCGCGUGCGCUACCUCAACGACUGGAACGCCAACGACCUGGACCGCUUCAGCAAGCACAAGGAGAAGAUGGGGCUGACGGACGAGAAGUUUGUCCUGCCGCCUUACUAUCAGAUGCUCGCCCGGUCGAGAACGAGGGGCUACUCGCUCAAGUUCAAGAAGUGGCUCGACUUCUUCGUCGAGCAGAUCACCGAGGUGCAGUGGAACAGCAACGCCUUCGAGCGGCUUGUGCUGCCGCCGGAUCAGAAGGAGCUCAUCCUGGCCUUCUCCGAGUCGCAGCUGGCCGGCAGCAACUUCGACGACGUCAUCCAGGGCAAGGGCAAGGGCAUCAUCUGCCUGCUGUCGGGCCCACCCGGCGUGGGCAAGACGCUGACGGCCGAGGCGGUGGCCGAGAGCCUAAAGGUUCCCCUACACAGCCUCUCUUCGGGCGACCUGGGCUCGGACCCGUGGGAGCUGGAGCGCGAGCUGAGCUCGAUCCUCGAGCUGGUGGCGCGGUGGAACGCGAUCUUACUGCUCGAUGAAUGCGAUGUGUUCCUGGAGGCGCGCAGCACGCACGAGCUGGAGCGCAACAAGAUCGUGUCCAUCUUCCUGCGCACGCUCGAGUACUACGAGGGCAUCAUGUUUAUGACGACCAACCGGGUCGAGGACAUCGACGCCGCCUUCCAGAGCCGCAUCCACGUCAGCAUCGAGUACCCGGACCUGACGGCGGCCUCGCGCCGCACCAUCUGGGCCAACUUCCUCAAGGGCUCGACCAUCAAGAGCUCGCUCACGGACAAGGAUAUUGCCGAGCUGGCCGAGCUCAAGCUGAACGGGCGGCAGAUCAAGAACGUGCUCAAGACGGCGCAGCUGCUGGCGUCUAGAAGAAAGAGCAGCACACUAGACCGCGAGUACAUCGAGACGGUACUCAUCAUCGAGAAGAAGCGGCCCGGGGCGCCGCAGCAGAUGAUGCAUUAUCUGUGAUCAAUUCGCUGGAUCAGGCCGGCAUGGCGUUGGGGACAUGGUCGUAAGCUGGGGGAUAUAUGACGAUAGGAACAAUAACGGUACUUCUAAGUUAGCAGCGUAUGCUAUCCAGAUGGAAUUGCCUACAUGGAUACAGGAAAGCGAAUAUUUUUAAAGGGGCAGGCGUUGGGAUUGGUUGGGAAUG
This is a messenger RNA of Chaetomium strumarium, 2483 nucleotides long. Its product is annotated as P-loop containing nucleoside triphosphate hydrolase protein. The coding region runs from base 149 to 2299 and encodes 716 amino acids. The record is from RefSeq and is a predicted model, not a curated record. Gene Ontology annotation, molecular function: ATP binding; ATP hydrolysis activity. Lineage: Eukaryota; Fungi; Ascomycota; Sordariomycetes; Sordariales; Chaetomiaceae. The transcript is spliced from 2 exons.